AUGGCAUCUUGGCCAGGCACCUUAUGGAAUCGGUCAUCACAGCCGUCUUCUAUAGCAAAUGUCGGGGCCAAAAGCAGGAGUGAAGCCUGCCUGGACGACUGUUCAUUUGCCCCGCAGCCUCCAAUUCCACAACUGGAGGAGAUACAAGGGGAUGAUAGAAUAUGGAAUUCCACAGGAUCGGAGACUCAACAGCCACAGUCUGCGUUUCAUUCCGAGGAAGUUCAGAAAACGACACCAACCACGCCGAUAUUCGGCUUAGCAGAACAAGAAAUCCGAGAGAAGAGCCAAGAACCCAUCAAGAGCAGGAGGUGGUUACCCCAAACUCUACAUAACUGGGACGACUACGAGUCUACAUCUUCAUCAUCAGUACCAACUUUCCGAUUCCAAUAUCUCCCGGAACCAAAUGAAGCAAGCGAAUGGUAUCACAUGCCUGAGCCGCCCCCUGAAUCGGCUCAAGAAACCCGGGCCAAGGUGAUGAAUCUUCUAGACGAAGUGCUAAGUGCACAUGAAGAUGUUUCAGCCAAGCGCCAUCGGAUCCGAGAGAUGCGACAUAUGCUGCGCCAGAAACGGGACGAGGAGGGCGACGUACGGAUUACAUUGCGGAGCAAGUUGAAUCUCAUAACUGCCGAAAACGUGCAUGAUGAUCUUGCUGCUAUCAAUGACACGAUCAAUGAACUCCAAGAUGCCACUGCAUCAUAUUUCAUCCUUGAAAAUGAAUAUCAUAGACAGGAAAAUGAACUGGCAGAACUGGAGUAUGAUUACAACAAACGCCUAGAGAGGCUGCAAGCAAUCCUCGAGAAUCAAGGCCACUCUCUAGCAAAUCGUGACGCUAUGGAAUCGGAUACCGCUUCUUCUUCAGCGGACUAUACUUCGGACUAUGGAGAUGAACCGUCACCCCAAAUGGCCGAAUACCUUUCCAUGGUCGGCGAGGCGCGUAUACUAGUGGAACGGCUCUCGGAGAUGGAGACAGAAUACCUCAUCCUGAGUGAACAACGCGAACAACACGCAAAACUCGGGAUUCCCCAAGACAAUUAUUCGAUCAAUUUUAUACUUCGAUACACGGGAGAAAAAGCGAAGAUCGAAUCCGAGUUAGAACUUGCCCGCCAUAAAGUCGAAUCGCAUCCCGAGCAUUCAAAUCAUCUCGCCCAGGUUGAUGGCGAUAUAGAUGAAGAUGAAGAGGACGAGAUGAUACAGUACUUUCUACCGGAGAAACCAGAGGACCAGCGGUGCGAGGAUCCGCUCCGCUCUUCGGAAUUUGACGACCCAUCGCCCUUUUUCGCUGCUGCACACGCCCAACCUGUCAACAAGGGCUCCUUUGUGGAUCGAUGGCUUCUUCACCGAUUGCGACAUUCAAGUUUUGAGAUCAUGCGGUUCAAGUCUGCACCUGAACUAGUGGACCUGAGGAGCAAGGGCUGGGAAUCAGACAAUAUUAGUAAAAUGGCAAUGAGGCUUUGGUUUCAAGAUGGUGCGGCAACUGUGGAACAUGUUAGAAGUCAUUCAGGUGGGUAG
Molecule: messenger RNA, 1509 nt
Organism: Penicillium paradoxum
Lineage: Eukaryota; Fungi; Ascomycota; Eurotiomycetes; Eurotiales; Aspergillaceae
Exons: 2
Coding region: 1-1509 (502 amino acids)
Source: RefSeq, a predicted model, not a curated record